AUGUUAUGUAGUCAAUCAAGCAAGCAGAUGUGCUGGAGGAAGGCUGCUAAAUACACACCACAGCCCACACCCAACACCAACACCACCACCACCACCAGUAGCUCUCACGAUACCACGCCGUCCAGCGUGCUUCAACUCAUCGAAUCGAUCAAGAAACUCUGCAGACAGUCGGACCGCGAUCGCACGAUGGUUGUCAAACGAUCGGCUGCAAUCAAAUUGAAAAACGCGGAACUAGAGACAAAACGUCAAGAACGAAGGCUCGUAUUAGAGCCAGCCGUCUUGGGGGUCGUUUCGGCAUUGGGUGGAUAUGAAGAUGUGCUAGUCGAAAACAAGAAUGAAGAUCAAUAUCAAGACCAAGAAGAUGAUGAUGAUGAUGAUGAGAUUGAAAUUGAAGGCCAAGAAAAAAAACCAACUCCAGGUAGUUUUCGGACUGAACGAGUCUAUAAGUUGGGAGACGAAUGUUUAGGUUGUUUGAAGGACUUGAAGAAGUUUUGGAGGUUGGACGAAGAAGACGAAAACCGCACGGUGGCUAGGAUCUUAUACUCUAGUCAAAUAGUACCAAACGAUCUUCUCCCUAUCUUGUUAUCUACUCAGAUCGAAAACAAGAAAGAUCAUCGGGUUGCUCUACUAUGUGCCGAUCUAAUAGCAGCUCUGACUUGGCCGGUCGAUGUUGCUAAAGAGUUGAAGGAAGCUUGCGACAUCGAGGAUGAGGAAGAGCGUAGACAAGCCACGAAUAUCGAUUUCUCGAGUUUGGUCGAUGGCCAGCUAUCCUACAAGCGUGACAUUGUUCGAACCGGUGCCAUGGGCCCUAUCUUCAGGUUAAUCGUCCCAGUGAUCCAAAAACCUAAAAAUGAACGGACAGAAAAAGAUGAGAAUGUGAUCUCACUUGUUCUACAUAUUAUUCGGAACUUGCUGGCCCUUCGCGAUAAACCGGCCUCAGGUCCUGGGAUUGAAGAAUCGCAUCUCCAAUCAGAUUUCAUUCAACAACUAUCGAAAUUCGGAAUCUUUGAUUUAUUGAUCCACAUGAGCCAUGGGUCGAACCGAUUUGAUGAGUUUGGACAAUGGAAUAUGAUUGUACUCAAUAUCUGGGAUCAUCUUUUCCGAGGGGUUGAUGCUGAAGAUCUGAUCGAUGCUGAAACCUGUGUGGGUACCAAUGACACUGGCGAAACGAUUUCUACCGUCAAAGCGUCGGAUAAGAAACUCGAAAGUUUGCUCUUGGAUGAAGAACAGGCUCGAAAGGCAAAAGCUAGGAAGAGUACCACUCGACAUUCUCGCUUUGGAACCACACUUAGCGUUACGACUGGCCAAAGAAAAUUCAAUUUACACAGCCAGACUGCUAUUACCACUCCAGUUGAACUUGCACUCGAUGCUCGUAAAAACCAAAAAAAGAAACCCAAUCGUGUGGCGGAUGAGUUUGGAAGACCAACGGUCCUCAAAUCAGAUGCCAUGAAGAUCCUAAGAGGCGUGGCGAUCGAAUUCAUCGAAUCAGGUUUCAAUCCAUUCUUUCUAUCAAUUUUGAAAGAUAUCCAAAGAGAGAAAGCCAAGGCAACGGACGCUAUCCGGCUUUUAUAUCUCUUGGGAUUUUUCUUGGAUUGUUUUUUGAAGUUGAGGGAAAGAGAGAAAUCGGUGGGAAUUCUACCAACGAGCGAGACAGGUCAUGAUUUCGACUUGGUAGCUGAUCUGAUGGAACCCGAGUGUAUGCUUUGGGUUUUCGGUAAGAUCCAAUCAGGACUAGAGGAUAAGCCAAUGCCGAUCGUUGAGAUUCAUGCUGCAGUAGAGUGUCUUAUCCAACAAUUGCUAGUCAUCGAAGGUUUAACUACUUCGGGUGUAGAAGAUUACACUCAGGUGGCCAAUGUGAUGCUCAAUAGAUUGUAUUACGAUGCGGAUACCUUGGAUAUGGUGAUCAAGUUGAUGUCGAAAUACACCAAUCAAUCACUCAAAUAUCUUGAAAAUAUCGUCCACUUCUCGUUUGUGUUUCUGAAGAUUCUUGAACGAUAUGCAGGAAGUACAGAUUACAUGUACGUGCGGAAGAAGAAGAAGGCGAGAAAAUCGAAGCAGAAACAAACUGGGCUUGAAUCCGCCGACCAAGUAGAUGGAGGCGCGGAUGAAGGCGAGACUAGAAAUCCAGUGGAGGAUGAAGAAGAAGCGUUUCUUGAGGCCGAACGGAGUGGCGUUGAAUUCGCUGAGCACAAGUUUGAAUUUGGGAAAUUCCAACAGCGCUUUGCCCAUGAAGCAGUAGCCAGUACUUUAAUCACCUAUCUUCGAGGUUAUCGAGAUUUCACAGACCCCGAGUUGAUGAAAAGAGUCGUCAAAUUGAUGUACCGCCAAGCUGUGGGCGCCAGCGCUCCCCAACUGUUCUACAGAGUAUCUGUAUUAGAUACUUUCAACACGAUGAUCGAGGAAAAAUCGUCGAUGCCCAAGCAUCCAGUUUAUACUGAUUUGUUUAGGUUCAUCGACUAUAUCCUGAAACAGUAUUUCAAGUCUGUGGGUGAAUCACCGUUCAUAAUCAUAGAAGCACUCUGCAAUCACGGCAUGAGAGACUGGAAUCGGACGUUUGAUAGCAGUAGUGAAGAUUCAGACGGUAUGCCGUCGAAAGCUUCGACAAGCCGCAAAGUUCCCAAACUUCCUGUUGAAAUCGAAGUUAGACCCGGGUUGAGUUGGUCUCAACGCUUAGGCGUCGCUGUCGGUCUCCUGGUCGAUAAAUCGAAAUCAGACCUGGUCAAUAAAGUACAGGAUAUCCUCCGAACUGCGUCGGCCUCGCGGACGGCAAUUGUCUUGAUGAAUGAUGAACCGGAUGACGAUGACCCGCAAGUUGAUUUGGAGAGCUGGCUCCAACAUUCAGGAAAGGAUCCAAGCGAGGAGCUUAGAGCUCAGCUCAAGCAACCCUCAGACACCAGCAUGGGCAAGUUCGAAGACCACCGAGCUGAAGCAGGUGAGGACAACGAAUUUAAGACCGCCUUGGCUCGGGAUGCCGAGUUGCAUAUGUUGUUACGUUUGCUGUCUUGGGAGAGCGAAGAAGAAUACCCGGGUCACCUCGGAUGGACGAUUCCAAAGGGCCGUACCCAUAGUGAACUUGACCUAGAUAUCAAAGUGAUUGACCACUUCUUGAUCAAUCCACUUGACCACGACGGGAAAUCCCCGGCCGAGCUCACAAAGAAGAAACGCAAACGACGCGCCAAGUUGCCCGAGUUGACGCCGGCGGAAUUGGCUCUGGAUGAAUCGACGGAUAGUGACAAGCAACAAGCUGCUAAGAAAGCACCUCGGAAGUCCAAGAAACCACCCAAAAUCACCGGGCAGCGUUCAACCACAUUUGUUACACUAACCGACAAUGAAUCGGAUGCAGAGCCUGAUAGAUUGCAGUCUCUUAAUCGCUCCAGUGAAGUCAAUGGCCUCAAGAGGAAUGCGGGGAUGAUCGAUGGACAAGGUGAAGGAGAGAAUGAAGAUGACGGGAUCUCUGGCGUCAAAAGGAAACCCAUCAAAUCCAGGAAACUGUUCAUUGAUGACAGUGACGAGGAUUCUUAAAAAUCUGAGUCUAGUUCUAAGUUUUUUUGUAUCGCCUCAGGCUCUGCUGUUUUCUUUAUAUCAUUAAUGUUAGAGUGUAAGAAUUGUCGUUAACCAUUUGAACAAAGUCCACCAAUCAAGUUGUGUGUCAAUUACCAGCUGUUGUGGAGGACUCCUCAAGCCAACCACAAAGACACCAAGCUCAUGGAAGUCAG
Molecule: messenger RNA, 3716 nt
Organism: Puccinia graminis f. sp. tritici CRL 75-36-700-3
Lineage: Eukaryota; Fungi; Basidiomycota; Pucciniomycetes; Pucciniales; Pucciniaceae
Exons: 13
Coding region: 1-3522 (1173 amino acids)
Biological process (GO): DNA repair; DNA replication checkpoint signaling; replication fork arrest
Cellular component (GO): replication fork protection complex
Molecular function (GO): DNA binding
Source: RefSeq, a predicted model, not a curated record